CUGUACUACUGCGAUAACAGACACAUGCUUCCAGCACUGAGCGAGCAGAGGCGAGCAGACCCGAGGCGGAAGAGCUGUCAUGGAGCUGAGUUCAUUGCUCAAAGUCAUCUGGAUGAGACAGCAUGAGUGAAAGUGUGUUUCUCAUACACUAGAUCGGAUUUACAGGAAUCAGCUGAUCCGAGUGUUUUGGUACUUCACAGUUGUUUACCUGUCUGCCGGGUUAUGAGGGGUCUGUGGUCGGCCUGAAGAUGGGUGAUCUCUCGGUUAAUAGCUCCAUCUUCAGCAGCAGGAAUGGAUCUGACGCCCCCUCCGUCCCACCCAGCAUGUCAAUUGACAAGCUCCUUCCAGCCCUGCUCGAGUGUUUUGGGAUCAUUCUCUGCGGAUACGUCGCGGGCCGUACAAACAUCAUCCCAGCGACACAUGCUAAAGGACUGGGCAGCUUUGUGUCCAAGUUUGCGCUUCCAGCUCUGCUUUUCAAAAACAUGGUGCUGCUGGACUUUGGCGAUGUAAUCUGGCCUUUUUUCUUUAGUAUUUUGGUGGCUAAAGUGACCGUGUUCUUCUUUGUGUGUGUCCUCACACUUUUGGUGGCGGACAGAGAGAGCCGUUUCUCCAAAGCUGGCCUCUUCUCCAUAUUUGCCACACAGAGUAAUGACUUUGCUCUGGGGUUCCCUAUAGUUGAAGCUCUGUACCGCAACACUCAUCCUGAGUAUCUUCAGUACAUCUACCUGGUUGCUCCCGUCUCACUCAUGGUCCUGAACCCACUAGGCUUUGCGUUCUGUGAGGUGCAGAGGCGGAGAACUGGAGAACCUCAGCAGCAGAGUAAGCUGCAAGUGCUGGGUUUGGUGCUCCUUCAGGUGGUCAAGAACCCUAUUGUCUUUAUGGUGGUGAUUGGGGUCAUUUCUCACUUCCUGCUGGGCCAGAAGAUCCCGGCCUUCAUGGAGGAGUUUGUAGAUGGUCUGGCAAACUCAUUUGGAGGAGCAGCGCUGUUUUAUCUGGGUCUAACCAUGGUGGGGCAGCUGAAAAAGCUUACCCGCUCCACUGUGGUGGCACUUAUUCUCCUCAUCACAGCAAAACUGCUGGUGAUGCCUCUGAUCUGUAGAGGGAUGGUUGAGGUUUUGGACCGUGGAAGCAGAAGCUCGAUGAACCACAGCAGUCUGUCAAACUACGCUUUCCUGUAUGGAGUCUUCCCCACUGCACCUAGUGUGGCCAUAUAUGCGUCACAUUACAACAUGGAGCUGGAAGUGGUGACCUCAGGGAUGGUGAUCGUCACGUUUCUGUCUGCUCCCAUCAUGUAUGUGUCUGCCUGGCUGUUGACCAUCCCGUGGAUGGACUCGGAUCCACUAGCAUCAGCGCUGCAGCACGUCAGCUUCAACAUCAGCAUUAUCAGCCUCUUUGCAUUGGUGUGGAGUGUUGCAGUCAUGCUACUGAGCAGAAAGUUUCACAGAAUUCCUCACAUUUUCACCAUUAACCUCUUUGUGGCGCAGUUAUUAGCCUGUGUUGGGAUGAUCGCGUGGAACUUCAUGGCAGAGCAGGACAACUUCCUGGGUCAGGUGUUGACCUUUACUCUACUGUACGGCUCUCUCUACAGCACCUAUAUUUGGCCUGGUCUGAUCGCUCUGUCUCUGCUCCUCAUGAGGAGACGUAAGGAGGUGAACUUCAGGCCAGGGCUCACUGUGAUCACUGGCUGGGGUGUCCCGGUUCUGGCUGUCAGUGUCCUCCUCCUGACAGGGGAAAGAUUGCCAAACACUAUCGACUCUGCAUUCUUUUAUGGAAAGACGCAGGUGACGUGCACGUCUGUGGUGUUAUUCGUGAGCAUUGUGCUGUGUGGCGUCUCGCUCACACUACUCAGCAGACGAACUCAAGACUCUCACAGCCUUGAACGUGGAUCACUGUCUGACAGCGAGGAGGACACACACACAGAGCAGCCCGGUGCUACAGGCAGCAUCAACACAGACUGUCAGGCGUGCGAGUGUGCGUGUGGCCGUCUGCAGUCCGUGCCUGACAUGACGAGCACCAACGAGGAAGCAUCCAUCCAAACAGGUCAGUGUAGCCAGCAGUGCACAUCCACAAGCUGUCUGCUGGUCGAAGAGGAACAGAAAGUGGCAGACAGACAGAACACAGAUAUACAGUCGACGAGACAUGUGCUUGUGUGUCUGUUACUGACCGUCAGUCUGCUCGCUAAUCUCUCCAGCUGUCUGUGGUGGCUCUUUAAUAAAGAUCCAGGGCGGCUGUAUCUGGAGCUGCAGUUCUUCUGUGUGGUGGCCAACUUUGGGCAGGGUCUCAUUUCAUUUGCCUUUUUUGGCCUCGACAAGCAUUUGAUUAUUUCUCCGUUCAAAAAGAGGUUAGUGCGCCUGUGGCAGGGUUGGGGUCAGGAGGUCACAGGCUCUGCAGCGUCCGAGGAGAUCAGACUGACCUGUACUCAGUUCCUCACAUAUCACAAGGAGCAGUGUGUCAGAGACAUCGUUCACAAGAAAAGGUGUGGACAGAGAAGCACCACAGAGGCGUUUCUGGGCAGUGAUAUGGUGCGCUGGCUGCAGAGCGUGGGAUUGGCCAGCGACUCGGGGGAGGCUCUGGCGUACGGCUGGCGUCUGCUGGAGGGAGGAGUCAUUCAACACAUCACUCUCGAGCACGGCUUCCAGGAUGAAGCUCUGCACUACUGCUUCACGUAGACGAGCGAAUCGCUUCUAAGGCUGGCAGACACACAUUUUAGCCGAUGACACAGCACACACAUUUCAGUGAAUUAUUUAUUCUACCGAUACUACUAGCAAUAACCAGAUGUGAAAGUAGUUGGUUAAAAUGAGGUCUUGAACACUUUAGCUACCUCACACAUACCGGAUGGCAAAGGGGUGACUGGAAAUCCUGCUCAUCUCUCUUAGUGUUUUUUAUUAUUAUUUCGACAUCAUUAUUAUUGUUGUUAUUAUUGAACUGCCUGACAUAAUCAUUUCACAAUUUUAUUUAUCCAUAACGGAUAGAAUUGAGUUGAAUGUGAAGUCUAAGGUUUACAGCUGAUUCUGCACCACACAGGCUGUUGUUGCAGUUUUGUAAUGAGAUUAUUUUCCUUUUUUUAACAUUAUUAUUUUGUGGACAGUUAGUGAGUUAUUUUUAUGUUUAAGUCAAUUUACAGUUUCCGCAAUAAAACAUUUCUCUGGAUGAA
Sinocyclocheilus rhinocerous is the source of this 3154-nucleotide messenger RNA. It is a transcript of the gene gpr155a, whose product is annotated as G protein-coupled receptor 155a. Gene Ontology annotation, cellular component: membrane. Gene Ontology annotation, biological process: negative regulation of BMP signaling pathway; transmembrane transport; intracellular signal transduction. Bases 249 to 2669 code for a protein of 806 amino acids. The record is from RefSeq and is a predicted model, not a curated record. The transcript is spliced from 16 exons. NCBI's taxonomy places the organism in Eukaryota, Metazoa, Chordata, Actinopteri, Cypriniformes, Cyprinidae.